Molecule: messenger RNA, 1122 nt
Organism: Amyelois transitella
Lineage: Eukaryota; Metazoa; Arthropoda; Insecta; Lepidoptera; Pyralidae
Product: pupal cuticle protein 36a-like
Exons: 5
Coding region: 1-1122 (373 amino acids)
Cellular component (GO): chitin-based extracellular matrix
Molecular function (GO): structural constituent of chitin-based larval cuticle
Source: RefSeq, a predicted model, not a curated record
AUGAGAUUGAUAAUCGUUCUUGCGGUCGUCGCGUUAGCUCAUGGCGACAAAUUGGACAAGACGUAUCUCCCUCCCUCCCAUGCCGAAUCUUCGGGAGGCUCCAACUUCCUACAGGCGCCUGUCUCGUCACCUCAAUUCGCGCAGAAUGGUAACGGUUUCGCCCAGAACGGUAACGGUUUCGUCCAGAACGGUAACGGAUUCGCUCAGAACGGUAACGGAUUUGCCCAGAACGGUAACGGAUUCGCGCAGAACGGUAACGGAUUCGAGCAAAAUGGAAACGGCCUCACCCAAAACGAAGACUACAAUGUGAACUUCGAGAACCGGCCUGAAAGAGCUCAAGCUGCUUUCGAGAGGAACGCUGCUAUUCUUCGCCAGGACAACUCCAAUGACGGAGAAACCUAUGCGUUUGCCUAUGAAACUGAGAACGGUAUUGCUGCUGAAGAGAACGGAGUAGCGACUAAUGGUGUUGAGGCUCAGGGCGGGUUCUCUUACACUGGUGAUGAUGGUCAAGUCUAUAGUAUCAGAUACACAGCCGGUCAGAACGGUUUCGUACCCGAGGGUGACCACCUCCCUACCCCACCACCUAUACCAGAGGAGAUCCUGAAGGCUUUGGAGCAGAAUGCCAGGGAUGAAGCCGCUGGCAUUUAUGAUGAUGGUUCCUACAAAGAAGGCUCAUACGGCAAUGCUGAAGAAUACAAUGCUGGCGUCACCGGAUUCCAAAACCAGUAUCCUCAAAAUGAUUUCGUAUCCUCUGAUGAUUCCGUAGUCAUCAAUUCGGCAAUCCGCAGCAAUAUGAUUGAUCAAGGAAAUGCCAGAUACCAGGGUAAUGACGCAAGAAUACAGGGUAACGGUGACAGGUACCAGGGAAAUGACGCCAGAGUCCAGGGGAAUAGUGGCAGAUACCAGGGAAAUGAUGGCAGAGCCCAGGGUAACGGUGAUAGAUACCAGGGUAACGGUGCCGUACGCCAGGGUAAUGGUGCUCCCUUCGGACAGACUUCUGGCAGGUCAGGUUCUGCUCUGAAUAAGGAGUACCUGCCUCCAAUUAGUCAGAGAAAUAACAAUGGUUUCGGCAACAGGAAUAGGCAACCAACCUACAACGAAAGAGAAGGAUACAGUUUUUGA